UUCUCUCUCUUACUUUUUUCCACUACCAAACUAUUUGUACCCAACCCCUAUGGUGCAAUAAUAAAAAAAAAGGAGGAAGUAUAAUCUUUAUCUUCUCUCUCCUAUUUUCCCCCCAAAUUUAUUCAAGAACCCAGAUCUAGGGUUCAUACACCCAAAAAUUAAAUCCCACCACCAACAUCAACCGGAUUUUUCGCAGUACAAUGCAAUUACAAAACUAAAAUAUUCAUGUCGAUCGACUCCGUAUUCAUGUUCUGUAUUUGAGCUAAACUCAGGAGAGAGAAAAUUUGAGCGAGAGCUUGCAAGAGAUCCAUGUAAAGUAUUGAUUUUUUUUCUAUUUGCAAAGUAGGUGGAAUUGGAUAUUUUUCCCAUGGGGUAUCAUUACAGCGAUGGCCUAUCUUCUGAAACGGAUGAGGAAUAUGUUAAGAAAAGAAGAAGGGGAAAAACACCUAUCUACUUUGAAGAAAGUGAUGACUUAGUAGAUGAUUCUGGAGAAUGCAUCCCAAAGAGUUAGCCUUGUGGGGAGGAUGUUUUUUUAUUCAGAAGCAUCAUUAGAUGAAGAAGCGCGGGCAAAGCGUAAAAGGCAGAGAAAAGCAUACCAUCUUGAAAGUUCUAGUGAUGAAGAUGAUGUUAUCUCCAAACAUUGUCCACAUCAAAGCCCUCCUUCUACUCCAUCCAAUCAAGUUCAAAAUUUAGAAGGACUUGAAGUUCCUGAUACACCGGAACAUAUUUGGAACACUGGUGAGAAAAGACAAGUAAGGUAUGUGCCCAAGGAGACUCAGUUUGAACCUGUAACUUCCCUUGUCGAUGACACGGAUGCCAUUCAAAGUCCUGAUAGUUUAGCCUUGGAUGACUCGGAUGCCACCCAAGCUCCUGAUAAUCAUGACUCGGAUCCCACUCAAACUCCUGAUAAUUAUGACUCGGAUGCCACUCAAACUCCUGAUAAAUAUGACUCGGAUGCUACUCAAAACCUGAUUUAGAAGAAAAGAGUACCUCAAAAUCUGCAUGAAAGCCUUGAGAUUUCUCGAGAUUAUAAAGCUCUUCAAGGUCCUCAAUUC
Molecule: messenger RNA, 1055 nt
Organism: Chenopodium quinoa (quinoa)
Lineage: Eukaryota; Viridiplantae; Streptophyta; Magnoliopsida; Caryophyllales; Amaranthaceae
Exons: 3
Coding region: 480-977 (165 amino acids)
Source: RefSeq, a predicted model, not a curated record